ACGUCCUUUUGGAUAUUGAAAUUAAUACAAUUGUUACGCGUGGGUAGAUUUUAGAUUUAGUUAGUCAAAAAUACAAGGUUGUUGUCGCACUAAAAUGUUUUUCCUUGAAUAGUCAGUCAUGAUACGGAUUGGUGGAUAUUUUCUCAGUGUGGUUAUCAAUUUGUUUCAUUUUUCUUGUGCCCAGCGACAAAAUGAUGUUGUUUGUCCAAAAGAAUUUAUCCUGGCGGGCCGGACAUGUUUCAGAUAUCAUGUAGACAGUACAUUGUCUUGGACUGAGGCAAGAAAGGAAUGUCAAAAGGUCGACGGUUCUGAUCUGCUGAUUAUUCGUAAUGGUGACCUUUUCAGUACAAUCAAAUCUUUUAUUGAUCAGAAAGGGUAUUCUCUUUGGGUAGGAGCGUCGGAUACAGUACAGGAAAAUAAUUUUAGAUGGGUAGAUGGCACAGUUUGUUGCAUUCCAUACUGGAUUCCGGGUGAACCGAAUAACUAUCAGAACAAAGAUGAAGAUUGCGUCCUGAUAUGGGAACACAACAACCAUAUCGGUUUAAAUGAUGAAACCUGUAACAACAGAAUUGGUUUCGUGUGCGAAUCUCAAGGACGACGUUUAUCAGGAUUAUCAUUUUUGGGUAACAUUAAGCCUCACAAACAACGACAGAUAUAAUUUCAAAAAGACGGUUGUGGAAGGGCCAGCAAUGCCUCUGACGUUAUUUUUGCUAUAUUUUGUGCUCGUGAAUACGUUUUGGAUACAUACCGGAUUAGUUGUGAAUGCUUCUGUAUGUCCAAAUGGUGCGAAAGAGGUUGGCAAUAUAUGUUUGAAGUAUCAUGAAGGAUCCUAUGUCUGGAGUGAAGCAAGGUCUUACUGUAAGAGCAACUACGGAACAGAUCUUCUUGUAGUGCGCAAUGAUGCCUUAUUUAGUGAUAUCCAGAAUGCUGUCCAAAACCGUAGAGAUCAUGGAUUCUGGGUAGGUGCGACACGGAAAGGAAACCAUUUUGAAUGGGUAAACAGCAGUCCAUGUUGUGGAUCAUAUUGGAAUCCUAGUGAACCUAAUGGUGCUCAAGGCUCAGGAGACGACUGUGUACACGUAUGGAAUAGUGGGUCAGCUAGAGGUUUGAAUGACGUCAAAUGUGACGACCAAAUCGGAUUUAUUUGUGAAGAAUGUCCAGAAAUUUCACAUUGUGUACAAAGACACUGCACCAACAUUCAUGAUACAGUUUGUGACAAAUGCGAGGAUGACAAAGUUUUCUACAAAAGAACAACUUCAAACACAUUGUGUGAACGAAUGUGUUCAUUUGAUAAUCACGCAUGUUGGCCGGGAACGUGCUCUAAUGAACUAACAUCAAGCUGUGCAUGUGCACCAGGAUUCCAGCGUGUAAAAGAUUCAAAUCAGACAGUGUGUCAACUGAAAGACGCCUCCGCUCCAUCUAUUAAUACGUGUCAAACAGUAAUCGGUGGAGCAAACGGCGAGGCUAAACGAACUGCGCUUGGAAAAUGUCAGGAGCUGAACGACUUCUUUGGAAAUUUUCAACCAACCUCUGUUGGUUUUGAUAUGCAGUCAGAUUUUAUUUUAGACGUCACCAAAUACAGCAGUAGCAGACCUAAGUUUAUCAAGGAAGAGAAGUUCGGAAUUACAGAUACCACAUUAUAUAUUAAACGAGUUCAAAUAGAUGGUACACAACAAACACUUGGUACAUUCAAGCAAAAGAUUGCCACAAGUCAAAGUACAAAUGUCGAAACCACAGUAGCUCAUAAGAACAACUACACAUUGUCUCAACCUAACUACAAGCUCACAAACGGAGAUAGGUUGUGUGUUCAGUUUGAGGCCCGUGGUGGAGGAUACGUAAAGAGAAAUGACUUCCGUACUCAAACAGUGAAAACCCCGUUACCGUACCAGAAGACUUCAACAACGGAAACAGUUUGCUACCGAUAUGAUGAUGCCAAACCUCAACACUGUCUGGUGACCAGAACGUGUUCUCUUGGAGAAAAAGAGCCUAUUCAGAUAUCACAUAAAGUUACAAGAACAUCAAUAAUACCUGUAUCAUUUUCUGGUUGGAAAGAUCCCAUACCAGUUGGCGGAAAUACUUCACACGCAUCCGAUAUAGAAUCAUACGAAAUUACUGUAAACGAAGUGAACAAUGGCAUAGUCGAUUCAGGGAAAGUUUUCAGCUGUAAAAUGAACCACACCCAGACUACUUUAACAUUAAACCUGACGUCAGACUCGCCGAGGCUCUACUCAGUCAAUUUAGAAGUGAAAGAUGCUGCAGACAAUGUUCGACAGGCUCGUCGUUUUGUUCUGUAUGACAGUACUACCAACAUUACAUCAAGGCCAGACAAACCGUUUACCGUAUCAUCCGCAUCCAUGGCUUCAAAUUACACGUGGCAGACACAUCAUAACGACAUCUGUCUAAACUGGACGGAUCAUUUUUACAACCAGUUUUACAUGGAUAAUUUACUUCUUGGAAAAAUAAAUUCUGCCGCUCAUGGACUCAUUACGGGAAUAUAUGAACAGCAAACGGGUCUCUUACCGGUUAAUGGUACCUCAAACGUGCAUGGUAUCGUACAAUAUAAAUUUUCAUGGAGCUUAGAUGGGGUUAUAUCUCCUAUCAUUGUGGUACCAAAGUUGCUUGAUCAGUUGUACUGCCAUUCACUGCAUCUGAAAGAUGGUCAGACAUACAUCCUCAAUAUUGAGGCGAUUGAUAUUGUUAAUAACACUCUUUCCGAAAACCGGACAGUCUUUAUCGACAGAUCUGUUCCGCAUAUAAACAACAUUUGGCUGAUGAAAAACGGAAUAAAGCGCCUCUACGUACAUGAUGACAUUGAUUUGUCCGCAAUGAAUAUGACAUUUGAGGCUUUGGAUCCACACAGUGGUCUAUUGAAUAUUGAGUGGACAUUUAAAACUAUAGACAGUAGAAAGGAAUUAGGGUCUGGUGUAAUUGGCAUUGUAUUGCUGGAGAAGGAACAUUGUCCAAAGAACCAAAGCGAUAGCUGCUAUUGCCCGGAUGUGGGAAAAUGUGAACAUUUUAAAUACAGUAUUCCGUUAAACAAAUUAGUUCAGAGCAACAAACAUAUAGGCAACCACAAUCGUAACUAUAUGUUUACAAUCAAAGUUACUAACAACGCAAGACUGUCAAACAUUGAACAUAUUGAUAUCUUAGUGGAUGAUUCACCACCUGAACUCGGAGUUGUGUAUGAAGGUGCUAUAGGUACACAUGAUAUAGAUUACACCAGUGAUAAUAGUUAUAUUGCACGAUGGCACGGCUUUAUCGACCAUGAAAGUGGAAUCAAGGAAUAUCGCUUAGGGUUGGCUGAUACAUGCGUCAGUAAAGAACAGCUUAUACAAAAUGGCCCAAACUCUACAAUUUCCGAAUAUACUACAGUUCUCCACACAGAGUCCUCCGUCAGAGUACGCGCCAAUUUCACAGGAAAGAAGUAUAUUAGCAUAAUAGCUAUAAAUAAUGCACUGGAACCAUCUGAAGUGGCUUGUUCAGACGGACUAACAAGGGACAAUGCAGCACCAAUUAUCCAAAAUGUGCACAUUGAAAGUGGAAAAUGGGCAGAGUCGAUAUUUUGCAGUCAAGGGAAAGCUUGGAUCUUAAAGUCGGAUCUGAAACGGUUGCAGUUGUCGGAAACCGAUGGAUGCAAUGAACGUUGUAUCAAUAAUACAAUGGGAUCUGACGUGCUUGGACUUCUACCGACCAUAACAUCACGAAUCAAUGACACAGAUGUUGAUGAAUUUAUGUGCAAGAAUCUUCCGAUUUACGACGCUGAAACAAUAAUAUACUUACCGAAUGACAACAUUUUUCUCAGCUGGAAUAUAGACAAAGGCCUAGGUCAAAUUGAAGACUAUUAUGUCGGGUUUGGUCAAACAUCUGGGAACUCUUCAGCAUUAACUGUUAUGGACUUUAAAUCCACAGGCGGAAAACAAUAUUUCCAGACAAGACAUAUUGGGAUUGGGUCUGGAGAUUUAUUCUACGUGCAUAUGAAGGUACUAAGUAAAACACACAUGGAAACGGUUUCAGUAAUAGGUCCCGUCAUGAUAGACGAAACGCCCCCAUACUUCAGAGAAAAGACAAAUGUAACCAUCGACGGUGAUAUGCUGUUAGUUGGCUGGAACGAUGAUACUAUAUACGACUUGGAACAGAAGGAAAGAAUUAAUCAAAUAUAUUUUCAAAUAGUGCAUGGCGGGAUGACUGCAACCCCGUUACUGGAAUGGCGUUUUGAUGCCUCUGAAUCUUGCCCAAGAUAUACCGGCGGAUGCUUCAAGUAUCCUUUAAAGAGACUGCAACGAAUAGAUACAGAUUUUGGACAACAUUUCAGUGUUAGAGUGUAUGCGUACAACAAUGCAGGCCAUUUUACUCUCAAUGAAACAGAGUCAUUUUUGAUACCUUCACGGUAUCCCCCUGGACAUGCAGUGGUGUCAGACCUAGAUCCUGAAGAUUUUUCAAGUAGUGCUUAUGAUUUAUACCAAGACGUCAAUGUCCAUUUCACAGCAAACAAAAUAUGUACUCACUGGAAUGGUUUCAAACACCAUGAAAAUGUAACAAUAGAAGUAGGGCUUGGAACAAACAAAACAGAGGCAAAUACUGUUCCUUUUCAACACAUAAAUAGCUCUAAAGAAACUUGCAUCCAGUCUUCUGAAAUACAUUUCAAUAUUCAGUACUAUGUCCUCCUUCGUGCAACUUGUUCUGGUGGAAAUACUAUUUCGACAUCAAAUGGUAUAACAAUCAUAAAUAAAACAGACCUUUUGAAAAAUAUUGACAUUUCUGUCGGAGAACAUUUCAUAGAUGUAAAAAUGAAUCCUGUUGAUACAACUUACUCUAAAAUAUGUUCUCUGGAUGACAUUGAAAUUGGUGCAAAAUAUAAGCUUAUUCUCUAUAAUGUAACACUUAAUGUAUCCGUUUCUUCAGAGGAUAUGAUUUUUAAUGACAGAACGUAUGACAAAGGAAAUUCUAGAAUAGACCUAAAUAUUGUACCAUACGUUAAACGUCCUUGCAUUUCGGUAGACUCGAAUAUUAGUGAACACAUUUCUGCUGUAAUGCACAGACUAAAGUCCGACGGGUUUGUAAGUGACAAUAAAAUGCUUUUCAUCAGCUGGAACUACAGCAAGCAUGAUAUUUUAAAUAAUCUUAACUUCAGAGUUGCACUUGCAACAUUUCCUAAUAAAAGUUACACUACCGAGGUCAUGUCGAUUCCAAAAAAGUCAUCCGAACAUAUGUCUCAUAGCUUUGAUUUAAAAACUGUUUCGGCGGACGGAGUGCACGCUGUGGCUGUUAUACCGUGUACUAACAAACAUUGUUUAAACUAUACUUUGUCGCCCUCGUUUCAAAUUGAACACGCAAUAAAACCAGGACAAAUUAAGCAAGCAAUCGUUACAGUUGAAGGUGGAAAAGACUGUGUUGAUAUUAGAAUAGCAUGGCAACGUUUCGAAGCCAAGAGUACAAUAACUAUUUAUCAAUGGUCAUUAAGCCGCGAUUACACUGCCAACACAUUGUUAACAGGGUGGAAGGCAAUCAAAGGCGACCUUGGAACACAAGAUUACCAAGUAGAUGAAUGCUUGAUUUUACCAGUUCAUGGUCAUUCUACAAUGUAUGUGUGUGUGAAAGCAUUUUCAGCGGUAGGUAAUGCUGCAAUAGAAUGUCGGAAAACAACAACAAUAAUGAAUACAGAGUACAAUCGAGACGCCGUGUACGAUAUAGAUAUGACUUCAAAGUCAUGGGCAGCCAUUUUGGAAAUGAUUCACAGUUCGAACAUAGGGAGUAAGUAUGCGUUACUACACGACGCGGAGGUAGACUUUGGGACUACUACAACUGUCAUUUCUGGAGUGAUGAUGCAUGCCACAGAGAGGAACGUUUCAUGGUAUUUAAUGAGAAAAAGCGAUAUUACUCAACUAAUCGACUGCGAUAAGGACAAAUAUUGCGUUCUUUCCGCCACAUCUGAUACCGGUUUUAUGGCAUUUGAUUCAGAUCUGAUCGAAAGAAACCAUCUGUACUAUAUUUGCGCAUAUUCCAAUGUUACACUAGUAGCAAGAGAAGCAUUUACGGAGGAGCUGACUGAAAUUCGCUCGUGCAGUAACGGGUUUAUAAUCGAUGAUAUUCCACCAACAGAUGGAAGAGUCACCGUCAGGAACACAGGAGGAUUUCUAUCGGAUAUCUCGGCAAUAGAUAUAGCAUGGCGUGGAUUUGAUGAUAAUGCAGAUGUCGAGAAACUAGGUUAUCGGGACGGAAUCAAGUAUUACUCCUAUGCCAUAGGGAAUCGGCCUGGUGGCAGUGAAGUAAGAAAUUACACUAUUGUGGGAAAUAUACAAAAGAUAGUUGAACGAAAUAUAGAUGUUGUGGAUGGAACAGAUAUAUAUGUAACUGUUAAGGCGACGGACCAAGCUGGACUUUCCACUACCGUAACGUCUUCACAAUUAAUAGUCGAUACAUCACCUCCGGUAUCUGGAACUGUCAUUUUAAAUGAUGCAAGAGGCCAUGUCCCUUAUAUUAGUUCGACAUUUUGUACAGUUACUCUAAAUGGGUUUAUGGAUCACCACAGUGGUAUUUAUCAUUUUGAAGUCGGCAUCGGAUCUGAUGAGUUUCUUGAAAAUGUUGCUACUGGGCUCGUUUACAAAACUGAUCGCUUUGAAAUAAAUAUGCAAGACCACAUUCAUGACGGCCAUAAAUAUUACGUUUCAGUAAAGGCUGUAAACAGAGCAGGGAUAUCAUCAGCUAAAGUUUCUGUCCCGUUCAUACUUGAUCUGUCACCUCCUACGGGAGGUCAUGUCGUUGACGGAAAUUGGAAAAUAAAGAAUGAUUUAGACUAUCAAAUGACACUGGGCUACAUACAAGGGCAUUGGUAUGGAUUUGUCGAUCAGCAAAGUGGUAUCAAAUACUACAGAACUUGUCUUGGAACUAAACCAUAUAUGGAUAACAUUGAAAAAAUGGUGAAUGUCGGUCUUCGCACAGAUAUUUUAUGGAAUGGAACAUAUCACAGUGGAACGAGGUACUAUAUUACUGUAGAAGCAUGCAAUACUGCCGGGUUAUGCCGCGUCCUUUCUUCAGAUGGUUUAAUACUUGACAAUUCUCCUCCUAUACAUGGUAUUGUAAGAGUUGGAUCCGGAAAUCAACAUAGAAAAUAUUUGCCACAUGGAGGGACUGUUCAUAUUCAAUACACCGGGUUUGAAGAUCCUCAGUCAGAAAUAGAUCAUUAUGAAACGUGUAUUGGAAGUAGACCUAGAAUUUGCAAUAUAUUACCAUUUUCAACAAGCCUACUGGAGUCAAGUAUUAUAAAGACUGGCCUAAACCUGUCAAGCGGUAUCAGCUUCUACGCCUCCGUCAGGGCCUUUAAUAAAGCUGGCAUGCAGGUGACGUCUACGUCCGAUGCUUUUCAGAUCGACAGUACAGCCCCUGUAUCAGUUAAGACACCUUCAUUUUCCCACCCAUCUAAAUCUUUAUCGAAUAUGAAGGUACAGUGGGAAAAGUCUGUCCUUCGUAUGUCCUGGAAAUUUACAGAUGAAGAGAGUAAAGUUGCAAGUCACAUAAUUUCUUUGAAAACACAUCACGAAGGACACACCCCAGUGGAACAACUUCAUGUCGGAAAUGUCGACAGCUUGACAAUAAAUUUAGACGAACAUAACUGGCUUCAUGGUGGGGACAAAUAUUACUUUGUUGUUACAAGUUGUAAUGUGGCAGGACUUUGUGCAUCUGCCCAGUCAGAAAAUCUUUUAAUUGAUUCCACGCCCCCGCAUUUGGGUGGAUUUAAACCGCCAAUGGCUUGGCAAAAUUUUAUUGAUCAGAAUAACAAAAAGAAAUCAAGACUUAUCCUCUCUUGGUACGGUUUUGCUGAUGCCGAGUCCUCCAUCGAUUCCUACUACCUUAAAGUAAGUAGAAACUACACGGGACAUGAAUUAUCGCAAGGGGAGAUCAUCAUAAAAUCUACAAAUACCACAGACGAACAGACGGUAGUUACAAUCGGAGAGCAAAUAAACCCUGAUGAUCUUCUGAUACUGACUUUAUGGGCCAACAAUGUCGCUGGUCUAAAUAGCACUAUGUCAAGAAUAACCGUCUCUGCCUUACUAACCGGAAGUGGAUUUGCUUCCAAUUCCACAGGCAUACUGGAAAUUCAAAAACACUCGUGCGACGUACAUUUUUGCAAUAAAGAUUGCACUUGUGCAAUCGUUGGCAAACAAUGUGUCAACGUUCAUACAAAUGAAUCGUGUAAUUCCCUGAACAAGUCGGACAUAGCCAGUUUAAAAUUAACCGAAAUAGACGUUUACGGCGGAUUGCCUGAAAAUCCAGAAAAUAUGACCGUAUCAUCAGCUUGUCUUUCGGGAUACUGGAUACCACGCGAGAAUGACCAUUUGAUUCAAAGAUAUGAAUGGAGCAUGGGUAUCAAAGAUCAACCUGUAGGGGAGGGAGUUUUCAAUCUUAAAGUAGAACGACCUUGGAAAGAUGUUGGCAAAAACAAACAAGCUAUUUAUUGUUUGCCUUCAAAAGCUGGCCUGAAACAUGACACUAAGUAUUUGAUUUAUGUGAGAGCAUGGUAUGCUAAAGAUAUGUAUGCGACAUUCACUUCCGCUCCAUUUUAUGUCGACCAAACACCACCACAUCAGUCGAAGGGAAAGUUCAUAAAGGACUCGGAUAGUACCUGCAAGCUUGAUUUUGACACGAUUGACUGGAUGGACUAUAUAUCGGCUUGUUGGGAUGGAGUAUUUACCGAAAGACAAGGAAGAAUUACCCAUUACUUCAUUUCUCUCGGAACAUCUUUGAACGGAAGUGACAUCUUCCCUAGGACCAAUGUCGAUCUAGCCACUUAUGUAACACUAACAAACCUUACCCUAACUCACGGAACUAGAUAUUUCUUUACCGUAACUGCAUUUAAUAAUGUCGGCCUACACACCUCUAUCUCCUCAGAUGGAUUUGCUAUAGAUAUGGACACUCCUGUUUCAGGAGUUGUCUUCAAUACAGACAAACAUACAAAUAUGGCUUAUCAGUCAUCAGAUACAACCUUUAACAUCUCCUGGCACGGGUUUCACGACAUUUACUCUGGAAUAAAAUCAUAUCAUGUAGCAAUAGUUAAAGAUCCAGUAGAAGAUUAUAAAAAUAUUUCGUUUACAAAUGUCGGUCUUCACACGAAGCAUAUUUUCCGAAACAUAAAGUUAAAACAUGGUGAAUUAUACAAAGGUCUCGUAAAAUCAUUUGACAAUGCUGGUCAUGUAAGUAAUGUAUCGGAAUCUUACUCCAGAAGAAUUGACCUUACACCACCGUCAGUUAAAUCUUGUGAACAUUUUGAAAAAUAUAUAAUUAACCAGACAUCAUAUAAAAAAGAUAAGACCAUCGAAUUCAGUUACAAUUUCUCAGCAAAUAAGUAUUACGUUAUAUCCGGUGGGUUUUCAGACUUUUCAGUUGACAAAAUGCCUGUUAUGACAAUUGGAAGACAUAGCAUUUAUUUGCCGAUAACUUUGUACCACAAUGGGUCCGCUAAGUUCGAGUAUGACUUUAUGUCACCGAUGUCAGGAAUGACUACAAUAAACAUUGCAACAAACACUGAGGAGUUCCGUACGGCUACUCUGUCUGAGUUGAUGGUAAUGAGAUGUUCUGCAUUAUUACCUGUUAGUGAACACGACGCUGUAAAGGUCAAACAGAUCGGAUCAUCCAAAAUUGCUGUCAGCAGCUUGAUUACAGACGAAGAAAGCUCCCUGUAUAAGGUUCUGUUAGGUAUCGGAACAACCUCUGACGGGUUUCAAAUUCAACCGCUCUCACCUUUACACGGAGGUAUUAGCGGCGUAAUUGAUGUCGACGUUGAGCACAAUACUCUGAUAUAUACAACUGUACUCUCUGAAAACCAUGCCGGUCUCAGGUCUGUGUUUAAAGGACAUCCAGUCAGGUUCGAUCAAACACCACCAUUACUUUCGAAUUUAGAAGCGAAAGUGACAGUCAAUCCCAUUGUCCAAAGCGGCAAUAAAACAGAACAGACACUUAACAUUUUUGCAAGUUGGACAGUUGCUGACUAUGAAAGCGGAGUGAAAUAUUGUCUUUGUGGCAUAGGUAAAUCAUUUAGUAGGAAGGACAUGGACCUGAGACUCUCGGAUUCAAAAGAAACUUGCAUAUUCAGUCAAAUAUAUUUGCAACACGGAGACAAAGUGUUUGUCUCUGUUAAAUGUAUAAAUAACGUUGAACUAGCAACUUCUAUGAUUUCUGAGACAAUUAUCAUUUCAACGGAAUCGCCAGACAUAUCAAAAGCUGAGGUGCGGAUCAUUUCCCCUGACAAGCGCGGGACAACAAAACCUAACCAAGGAUUAAUCACUACAUAUGUUGUGGCAGACCGAUCUCACGUUCAGCUAGAAUGGGAGGGUUUUGAAGAUAUGUCGGGAGUGAACAGUUACGAGUACCGUGUACUAUACGAUAACCAUACAAUUGUUGACUGGAAAAAUACCAGCAGACGUAAGACUGCGGAGAUAAAUGACCUUGACCUUGAUCCGGGAAAAGUAUACAAGGCUGAAGUUAGAGCUGUUAAUUCCGGUAAUUAUGUCAGUGAUUCCAUCACUGCCGGAUUGGUCAUUCAAACAGAACCAUCUUUCACAGGAAAUUCAGUUACCUUUGUAAAGAAGGAUGAAAAUUUGAAAAUUGACUGGAGCAAAGUUUUCCGUCUUGACGGAAACAUCGAUGUCACAUAUGACGUUACUAUAGGAACACGGUUUGGAUUUUCAGACGUACUAGAGCUCCGUAACACGGACAACAGUCAUUGUGAAAUAUUAAUACCACUUUCCACGAUCGUCACACCGAAAAUCAACGAACUGUUCGUAUCCGUUACCUGUACAUAUUCCACUGGACUGUCCAAUGUCUUUAACACAAAUUUUAAAAUAUAACAGAAACUUCUACUUUCGUGCUGGCAGACUCUUAUGUCGUACCGUUUAAAUAUCACUCCCAUUGAACUGAUUUUAUGCAAAGCAUUAAAAUAUAUAUUGAAACAAUAUUCAACUUAAGUUAGUUCUGCACGUUUGAUAAACCGGAAGUGAUGGUGUAACAUCAUUUUUCCGGAAAGAGUAGAAUAAAGACUGGAUUCGGCGUACGGAAAUGAAAAUCAUUUUAUGGAUUAAUCGCAACUUGUGAGUAAAUUUAUUAGUGGCUCUAUUGCUAUAUUUCUAAAGUCGAAAUAUGAUAUUAAAACAUAUCACGCGUUAAAUAAUACAAAAUAAUGUCUAAAAAUUAGCGUGAAAUGUCCGGUUUACUUUAAUCAUGGUCAAAUAUCUCAAAAAUGAGAACACGGACCUAUACAUUUUAUAUUAUCAAAUCAUAGGCCAUGUCUUUACGUACAAUUGUGAGAAGUUUCAUCAAAAUCUACAUUGUAGAAAAAUUUCUAUACACGAAAAUGUUAUGAAUGUUAUGAUUUUCCCAUAGACUCCCGUUAUUAAGUAUUGCGUGAGGUCCCUAUUUUUCAAAUCAGUCUAGCAAAAAAUCAAACACACGACCCUAUCUUUUUUUUUAAUGCUGAAUCUUCCAGGUAUAUUCUUAAGUUUGAAAAAUCAGAGUUCAAUCAAAUUCUACAAUGUAGAAACAAUUUCGAUCAAUACGUGCAGAACUACCUUAAGGGAUGCUGUAAAUUUUAAAUAAAGUUAUGUUUAAAAACGUUAAAAAUAAUACACUAAUUAUGGGUGUUUGUUAGAACUGAAAGCAUCAGUAAGACAUAAGUUGUACUUUGUAAAUACUUGUUUGAGUUGUAUCUUUAGCUUUUUGAAAAUAGUUUCAUAAUUGACUGCGUAGGUAUCUAUAUUGUCAUAGUUUUCUUCAAAUAUUGUCAUUGAUUCUGAUAAUAUAAUGAUUCAACGUACAUUUGGUACCUACUUCAAAGGAAUACAAAAUAGGAACAUUUUACAUGUAUGAUAUAUCUAAGUGUACAAUUAUAAUUACAUCUAAGUGUAUUAUUAUAUAUCUGGACUAACAAAAAGAACGUUUAUGUUUUAUUUUGAUACCAGAUUGAAUGAGAAUAUUGCAAGUGUAAAUCUGAAAGACUGCCUCUCUUGUAUAUCAAAAUAGGAUUUUAACAUAUUCGUGUACUACUUAUAAUAAUACUGAACUACAGUGUACAUAAUUUAAUGGUAAUGUAUUCAGAUCUUUUAUGUUAUAUGUGUUUUCUUUACGUGUAUAAAGUGUCAUUGCUUGAAAUGUGGUCCAGAUCCCAAAGUCGUUUUGGUUCAAAGACUAUAGAUACAUGCAUUUUUCAUAAUUAUAGGGUUGAAAUGUUAUUUUUGAAGAAGUAUACAUGCAAAUUAAGCAGAUAUAUAAAAUAGUGCGUUAGUCUUAAGUUGAUGUAUACCUGAAAAAAUCUAUGCUUCGAUUUAAGCCUCAAGAAUCUUGUUCCUUACUUUGAGCUGAAAACCUUACUUUGAGCUGAAAACAUUAAAUAUAAAGUAUGAUUAUAUUCAUAUGUUGACUCUGUUUUUAUUAUAAACCCUGAGAUUUUACGAGGACUCUUUAGCGAGUCGCACAUGAAACAUCUGACAUAUAAUAAGCCAUUUUCAAUCGGAUUUUCAUAUACUCUGUCUUACUUUUAGAUCAUUUAGAUAUAUAAAUUAGUCAUGACUUCAGGAUGAAAUUGCAUGAAACAUACACAUUCAAUCCAGUCCUUUUUUUCUGCGAUGUAGGUAUAGCAUUAGAAAUAAAACACUUACAUUUACGCAAUUUACAUAAACAAAUGUAAUAUCCUCCAAAUCAGCAAUGCACGAGAUGUGGUGUAAAGUAUGGAUUGAUAGGUAUUUGUAUUUGUGUUCGUGUUGAAAUUUGAUUUUUCUCAAAUAUUUGUAAUUUUAGAUAACGUAAGUCGCAGUCAGUAAAUCAUACUUAGUAUUUAACUAAUGUUCACCUUAAGAAGUGGAUCUGAACUUUAGAUAUUUAGUAAUUAUACAGAUUUCCUGUUUAUUUUUGACUAGAAAAUUGCAGUUAUCUCAUUUGUCGGGAACUGGUCACAUAGAGAUCCAUAUAAAGUGAUGUUUACCGUAUAAAGAGAUAUUAUUGUAAACAAACUUGUUUUCCAUUUAUAAAACAUUUGUUUAAAUACAAAUUUCAAAUAUCGUCUUCCGUACAGUAUGUGUUUGGCUCACCUGAAAAAUUUUCUAGAUGAGUUGUUAGUACAGGUUGGUUGUCUGUCUGAAAAAAAGUCUAGAGUUAUUUUUAUUAGAUUCUAGCUAGAAUGCUCAUUUUUUUCAGUGUAGUUGUAAAAUAUAAUACUUACAGAAUGAUGAUAUCGGUAAAUAUUCAAGUCAGUCGACCUGACAAAGGUGAUAGUCAUCUCGGCCAUUGUGACUGGGAAUCUUAUAACUUACAACGGUCUAAGAGGUGGGACUUAUUCCAAGGCAACUAUUAAUAGUUAAAGAUAACAUAUCUGUUGACCACAUCGAAAUAAACACGUUUAUAUUUCAUAUUUGAUUUGGGUUAAAUUAGCUAUCGUUCUUUAAAAGAUUUGUCAGUAUAUAAAUGUUUGUUUCUCUUACGUUUCAUUUGCCAAUGUCAGUAACAAAGUCGCCCAAAUGACACGCUAGUAUGACACGCUGGCAUGACACGCUGGUAUAUGGCAAUUUAGUCACAAACUUAGGAAAAUCAUACAAAAAUGCUUUAACGUUUUCAAAGUAUCGAUUCAGUUUUAUAAUUUCUUUUGAAUGAUAAAAAUUAAUGUUUUCAUAAAUUUUACAAACUUAUUUUAGGAACUGGUACUGUGUCUACAUGUGUUGUAUUUGCUUUUGUUUCUUUUUGUUAGAUUCUAGCUAUAUCUUAUAUAAAGUUUUACCUUUAA
Messenger RNA from Mercenaria mercenaria, 13762 nucleotides. RefSeq lists its product as uncharacterized. Gene Ontology annotation, molecular function: protein binding. The transcript is spliced from 27 exons. The coding region runs from base 546 to 10841 and encodes 3431 amino acids. The record is from RefSeq and is a predicted model, not a curated record. NCBI's taxonomy places the organism in Eukaryota, Metazoa, Mollusca, Bivalvia, Venerida, Veneridae.